Brenthis ino (lesser marbled fritillary) is the source of this 612-nucleotide messenger RNA. The record is from the annotation of a GenBank genome assembly. Lineage: Eukaryota; Metazoa; Arthropoda; Insecta; Lepidoptera; Nymphalidae.
AUGAUUGCCGAAGACGUUAGUUACCAAGCUUGUAUGGAUAAAUAUUCGAGGAAAGGCUAUCAACCGUGGCAGGAAUGGUCAGAUCACUACACUUGUCACAGAUACCGAUGUGAAAUACGAGAUGGAAAAUAUUUCAUAGCAGCAGUGGGUUGUCGUAAGCCUAAAAUUCCAGAGAAUGCCUUGGAAUGUCAUGAAUACAUUGAGGAUGAAAAUGUUGAAUUUCCAACAUGCUGUGCCCGUCUAAGAUGCGUCGUGGAUGUUAACGGUGAACGUAUUGUUCAAACUCGAGGGCAGCCUGGUGAACUAUUCCCAGAUAAACCCUGGAAAGGACAACAAAAUGAACCAAACCCGGUUGUGGGUAUGCCCGGUAUCCAACAGAACACCCCAACAAUAUUCCCGACAGCGGAUGGCAACGAUAUUAACUCAAGGAGAUACGUUGACCCCUACCCCAACCAGCAAAUACAGGAUGGCCCGAGGAAGAAAAGGUCAACUACUUACCCAUUAUUCGACAGAAUGAGUGAAAAACAAAGCAAAUUCCACGUUUAUUCGCCUGAAAAAUAUACUUCGUAUUUCCCUAAUGUAAAAGAUUAUAGUCAUAAGCGUAAUAUGUCU